AAACAGGUCUUUCAUAUGUCUAUUCUCAACUCACCAUAUCCAAACUCAAUAUUUACACUAAUUCAUGUCACCUAAAGCAUUGGUUUGGCAAAUAUGCCAAUAAUAAUUAGAUGAAAGAUCCUUAUUCUCCAUGACAGAUGGGAUAUACCCUCACAUUCCACAACUAACAAAUUUCACAGCCAAAAAAGCCCAUAACAUUUCACCCACUUAUCAUUUCCUUGGCCACUAUAUAACCCCAAUCCUUCAUACAUCCCACACAGCAAACACAAAUUGCAAGAACCAUUAGUUCCAAUCAUUCACAUUCUUCCAGAAUCAUCAAAUUAAAGACAUCUACAGGCUUGACUUGGAAACUGAAAGAUGAAACAAGCAACCCUUUUCUCCAUCUCACUCUUGCUACUCCUUUCCUCCACCACCUUGGCCAUUUCACCUGCACCUGCAGCAGCCCCUAAAGCCCCUGCAGCAAAAACUCGCCCUACCCCAAAGGCUGCAGCACCAUCACCAAAACCAUUAGUCCCCACAUUACCUCAGUCUCCAGACUCUCCUGACUCAGUCCCUGAUGACAUCACCAGAAUUCUCAAAAAGGCCAAAACGUUCUCAGUCCUAAUCCGGCUCCUAAAAACCACCGAAAUCAUGAACAACAUAAACUCACAGCUCAUAACAGCCAAGAGUGGUGGCAUAACCAUCCUUGCACCAGAUGAUUCUGCCUUUUCCAACCUCAAAGCAGGCUUCCUCAACUCUUUAAACGAAGGCCAGAAAAUAGAACUUGUGCAGUUCCACAUAUUGCCAGAAUUUGUGUCCAGCUCUAACUUUGAUUCUCUAAGCAACCCUGUGCAGACAGUGGCUGGAAAAGACCCUGCAAGGCUUCCACUGAACGUGAAUGCAUUAGGUAACAGUGUCAACAUUUCAACUGGGGUAGUCAAUGCCACAGUUCUGGGGGUAGUCUACUCGGAUAAUAAACUUGGCAUAUAUCACGUGGACAAGGUGCUUCUUCCUCUAGAUUUCUUUUUAACCAAUAAAGCUCCAGCUUUGGCUCCAACAACUCUUGCAAAGGCUCCCAAAGCUGCUAAGGAUAACUCUUCUGAGGAUGAUCAAGAUGAAACAAAUCAGGAUCAAAAUAAAUCUGGGGCAGUGAAUUUGGUUAGCAUUAGCGGAACAACGUUGAUGUCACUUGGGAUAGCUUUGGUGGCAUUGGCAACCAUGUGGAGUUGAGCCAUUUGGAAACUUCUAUUUCAGUUACUUCAUGUUUUUUUGCUUUUUUUUUUUGUGUUUAAAUUUUGCUACGUGUUUGUGGUUUCUUGUGUAUUGGUGUCAUGGAAAGGGCAAGAAUCCUUGAAAUGAAUGAUUAACGAUUCUGCUGUUGAACCAUAAUUGAUUUGUUCCUAACAUUAUGGGUUAUAUAUUAUGGAAGGACAGAAAUCAAUUCAUCUUUCAUAACUCCCAAAAUUUUGAAACCAAGUGUCUGUGUUUUACAGCUAACAAGGGAUGGAAUGAGGAUAACAGAAACAAUGGAGAUAUUGGGAAAGGCUUUAUCACUUGGCAGGCUCUCCCUGUUGGAUAUCUGAAGUGCUU
Molecule: messenger RNA, 1569 nt
Organism: Cajanus cajan (pigeon pea)
Lineage: Eukaryota; Viridiplantae; Streptophyta; Magnoliopsida; Fabales; Fabaceae
Product: fasciclin-like arabinogalactan protein 11
Biological process (GO): plant-type secondary cell wall biogenesis
Cellular component (GO): plasma membrane
Source: RefSeq, a predicted model, not a curated record